Molecule: messenger RNA, 2151 nt
Organism: Seminavis robusta
Lineage: Eukaryota; Bacillariophyta; Bacillariophyceae; Naviculales; Naviculaceae
Source: the annotation of a GenBank genome assembly
GUCGAUCGUCAAAGCUAUAAAACGUUAUGUUUUCACUGUCUUGCUGUAUUAUUUGUUGGCAUCAACAAUGACAGCACUGACGUCUCGGCAAAAAUGUUCCGAUGCCAAGCCAACUGCCGGAAGCUGCCAUCGCCGCAAUGAUCAAAGCGAUGAUUUGAUGGCUUGGGAAUAGGUCGAAGCGAUCCUCCGUCGUAAUAACGUUACCUUUAGAAAAACCAUGAGCAGUCCAAAACGAAUGUACCUCCGAUAUCCUUCCACUGCCCUGGGAUACCGAUUCCUGGCAGCAUGCCUUCUUUUUGCUAUCCGAGCAAGCUCGUUUUCUCUGCCGUCAAGGAUACCCCCGUAUCGAUAUUCUAUCCCAACGACACAUCCUCAACAUCAUCCUCAAUCUGGAAGAAACUAUCAUUGGCAACUGCAUUCCAGUCUCCCACCACCAAAUGGUAGUACAUUACCACCGAAUGGUAGUAUUACUAAUUUCCGGCGUCAACGUAAUAACAAUAACAAUGGCACGCCCUACUCUGCCGGACAACCAUCGUCCCCCGGCUGGAAGCAAGGGCAACUGGAAACCUUGGUAUCCUGGGCUGUCAGUGACAAGGCCAAUCGACCCGUGAUGCGCGAGUACGAACCCGAUGCACUCUGGCUGUGGUCGCAAUGGCGUGGCACCGUGUUAUCGUUGGCAUUUGUACCCGUCGUACUCAACAUGCUGGUGGGCAUUGGUGUGGAUCGGUUUGUCCAUUCCGUGUCGGAAUCCUCGUGGCCGCUUCUGGCCAUUCCACCUUCGGAGGAUCCCGUGAUUCAACAAUUGGCCGGAUUGAAUGCCGUGUGGGAUUAUCAGGUUACCUUGACGACCUUUAUUCUCACAUUCUUCACGGCAGAAGCCUACAAACAUUGGAGAUCGGUAUACUUUACGACACGAGCCAUUCAAGGACGGAUCAAUGAUAUCUGCAUGCUGGUCACCAUGGGCGUCAAUAAGGAAUAUGCCAACUCGGAAGCGUCGCAAGAGUUGGUGGCACGGGUGACACGGCUGAUUCGAAAAAGUCAUUCCUUCUUCUGGGCUGCAACUCCCACUGUUUCCGAUGGUUUGGCGGAUGGGAAGGACAAACAUCACGCCCCUCAAAAUGUGGAGGAACACGAAUUCGGACCCAUGCUGCUCACUCCCGAAGGACUCCGAGGGUUGGCCAAUGUGGGAGAAUUGACGCACGAGGAAGCCGAUGCCUUAUUGGAAUCGGGACUACCACCCACACAAUACACAUAUGUUUUGAUGGAAUGGGUAGGUCUCUACAUUAUGGAGGGACUCGAUUUGGAACUAUUGGGCCACGGUAGUAGUGGCAAACCCAACAAUGGAUUGGAGGAAAACAUACUGCGACAACUCACAAUGCUGCGAGGGGAAUACUUUAAUCUCGGGGAUCUGUAUUCGGGACGCAUGCCGUUGGCAUACGUGCAUUUGGUCCAGGUCCUGGUCGAUAGUUUGCUGGUACUGGCGCCCUUUUCGCUCUACAGUGGCAUGGGAAGUCUUUCCAUUCCACUCACGGGACUGCUCACGCUAUUUUACAAGGGGUUAUUGGAACUUUCAAAGUCCUUUUUGGAUCCAUUUGGUGUCGAAGGAUAUCCUGGACAGAAUAUUCGAGUAGAUGUGCUGGUUUCCGAGUUGAACUUUGGAGCGGCAUCGAGAUGGGUGGUGGCCGCUAAAUCUUGCCCUCCAUCCAACAUCUCUGUUCCACAAAACGACAAACGCAGAAGAGCGGUCAAUGGGCAAAACAUGGCUGGUCAUGAAUGAUGAAAUGAAUGCAUGUUUCGACAAUCCGCAUAGCAUGCCUAUGCCCAUGAAGCAACCAAACGAUGCGAGCUUCGUCAAUCGAGUGUGAAUCUUCACAGUUUCUUGCGAACCUUCCAAAAUCGCAACUUCCUUUGCCUCGGUGAUUGGCAAAUCGAUCAAUUCGGUAUUCCUUGAACGAGUCAAUCAUUCAAUGCGGUGGCUGGGUCAUCCAAACAAGUUUAUUUUUCACCUUCCCAAAGAUGUGAUCCAUUCUCUCGUCACGAAACAACUUCUUUGUGGAUCCGUAAGUUCUAAGACCAACUGUUUAGCUUAUGCGAGGGGCUUCAGUUUCAAAGUAGAUCUGGGCCAGGUAUUCAGCUCAAGUCCACUUCAUU